Phodopus roborovskii (desert hamster) is the source of this 4473-nucleotide messenger RNA. It is a transcript of the gene Adamts19, whose product is annotated as ADAM metallopeptidase with thrombospondin type 1 motif 19. Gene Ontology annotation, biological process: proteolysis; extracellular matrix organization. The coding region runs from base 114 to 3731 and encodes 1205 amino acids. Gene Ontology annotation, cellular component: extracellular matrix. NCBI's taxonomy places the organism in Eukaryota, Metazoa, Chordata, Mammalia, Rodentia, Cricetidae. Gene Ontology annotation, molecular function: metalloendopeptidase activity. The record is from RefSeq and is a predicted model, not a curated record. The transcript has 23 exons.
GCCCCCCACCCCUGGCAGACAAAGAGCCUGGGCACAGUCGCCGCCUGGCCUCCAGCGCUCCGAGGAGGCGGCUGCGUGCGCUGUGGUUCGCGCGGGAGGUGCGCACCGUGGAGAUGGGCCGCGAGACGCGCCUGACUCGCAUCUGCUGCUGCUGCUGCCUCCUCUACCAGCUGGGCUUCUUGUCGCAGGGGACCAUCUCAGGGUUGCAGCUCACACCCGACCCCGAGGAGUGGGAAGUCGUGUUUCCUGCACUCUGGCGCCGGGAGUCGCAGGACGCGGCGGGCGGCAGCUGGGGCAGCGCAGACCCGGGCUGGGGGCGCGGCGGUCGAGCGCAGGCUGCCGGCAGCUCACGCGAGGUGCGCUCCGUGGCUCGAGCGCCACAGGAAGAAGACGCCGGAGGCCAGUCAGAAUCCUGGUUCGAAUCUACUCCGCAGCCAGGUGGUGAGGCCGAGGAAGAUCUCGAAUCUCAGGAGCUGCCUCGGGGAUCCAGCGGAGAUAUGGCCCUGUCCUCGGGAUCCCCCUCCUCAUGGCAGCCUACGUCGCCCCCCAAACCGCCCUCGUCCCCGCCCCCGGCCCAGCAAGAGGAACCCAGCACAGAGGAGGUGCUGCUGAGGAUCCCGGCUCUCUCCCGGGACCUGUACCUACUGCUCCGAAGAGAUGGUCGCUUCCUGGCGCAGCGUUUCGCGGUGGAGCAGUGGCCAAAUACAGGUCCCGAGUCCACUCGGGCAGAGGCUGACCCUCACCCUCCCACGCCGCCAGACGCCGCCUGCUUUUACACUGGGACGGUGCUUCGCCAUCCUGGCUCCCUGGCCUCUUUCAGCACCUGUGGAGGUGGCCUGAUGGGCUUUAUACAACUCAACGAGGACUUCAUAUUCAUUGAGCCAUUCAACGACACAAUGGCCAUCCUAGGUCACCCACACCGUUUAUACAGGCAGAAAAGGUCCACAGAGGGCAAAGGCAGGGAGAAGUCAACUCUUCACAACCAUCACUGCGGUGUCAUUUCAGAUAAAGGAAGACCAAGGUCUAAAAAAACAGAGAACAGAAGAGAAAAACGGUAUUCAUACAAAUUGCCCCAGGAAUACAACAUUGAGACUGUAGUGGUUGCAGAUCCAGCAAUGGUUUCCUACUAUGGAGCAGACGCAGCCAGGAGAUUCAUUCUGACAAUCUUAAAUAUGGUUUUUAACCUUUUCCAACACAAGAGUCUGGGUGUGCAGGUCAACCUCCGUGUGAUAAAGCUUAUUCUGCUCCAUGAAACACCAGCAGAUCUGUACAUUGGGCACCACGGAGAGAAAAUGCUGGAGAGUUUUUGUAAGUGGCAGUAUGAAGAAUUUGGCAGGAAGAACGAUAUACAUUUAGAGAUGUCGACAGGUUGGGGAGAAGACAUUGCUUCGGUGGAUGCAGCUAUCCUUAUAACAAGGAAAGAUUUCUGUGUCCAUAAAGAUGAGCCAUGUGAUACUGUAGGUAUAGCUUACCUGAACGGAAUGUGUAGCGAAAAGAGAAAGUGUAUUAUUGCUGAAGACAAUGGCCUGAACCUUGCAUUUACAAUUGCUCAUGAAAUGGGUCACAACAUGGGCAUCAAUCAUGACAAUGAUCACCCAUCAUGUGCUGAUGGACUUCAUAUCAUGUCGGGUGAAUGGAUCAAAGGACAAAAUCUUGGUGAUGUUUCAUGGUCCAGGUGUAGCAAGGAAGAUUUGGAAAGAUUUCUCAGGUCAAAGGCCAGUAGCUGCUUGCUACAGACAAGCCCACAGAGCCUCAGUUCUGUGCUGGUUCCCUCAAAGCUGCCAGGGACAGUGUACACUGCAGAUGAACAGUGCCAGAUUCUCUUUGGGCCUUUGGCUUCUUUUUGUCGAGAGAUGCAGCAUGCUAUCUGCACUGGUCUGUGGUGCAGAGUAGAAGGUGAGGCAGAGUGCAGGACCAAGCUUGACCCACCAAUGGAUGGGACUGACUGUGACCCUGGCAAGUGGUGUAAGGCUGGAGAAUGCACCCGCAGGACCCCCGCACCUGAGCACUUGGCUGGAGAAUGGAGCACGUGGAGUUCCUGUAGCCGAAGCUGCAGUUCUGGGGUCAGCAGUCGAGAGCGCAAGUGUCCUGGGCUAGGUUCUGAAGCAAGGGAUUGUAAUGGCCCCAGAAAACAAUACAGAAUAUGUGAGAAUCCACCUUGUCCUGCAGGUUUGCCUGGAUUCAGAGACUGGCAAUGUCAGGUCUAUAGUGUUAGAGCUUCGUACCCAAAGCAUGCACUUCGGUGGCAAGCUGUCUUCGACGAAGGAAAACCAUGUGCCUUGUUUUGCUCUCCUGUUGGAAAGGAGCAGUCUGUCCUUCUGUCAGAAAAGGUGAUGGAUGGAACUUCCUGUGGAUACCAGGGGUUAGAUGUAUGUGCAAAUGGCAGGUGCCAGAAAGCUGGUUGUGAUGGCUUAUUGGGGUCUCUGGCCAGGGAAGAUCAUUGUGGCAUAUGCAAUGGCAAUGGAAAAUCAUGCAAAGUCAUUAAAGGCGACUUUAAUCACACAAGAGGGGCAGGUUAUGUGGAAGUGUUGGUGAUACCCGCUGGGGCAAGAAGAAUCAAAGUCGUGGAGGGGAAGCCGGCACAUAGCUACUUAGCUCUUCGAGAUGCUAGCAAACAGUCGAUAAACAGUGACUGGAAGAUAGAACAUUCUGGAACAUUCAAUCUAGCUGGAACUACAGUCCAUUACAUAAGACGAGGCCUGUGGGAGAAGAUCUCUGCCAAAGGUCCUACAACCACACCUUUACAUCUCCUGGUACUUCUGUUUCAGGAUCAGAGCUAUGGUCUUCACUAUGAAUACACAGUUCCAUCAGAUCCACUUCCAGACAACCAGAGCUCUAAGGAGCCAGAGCCCCUCUUCAUGUGGACACAUGCAGGCUGGGAGGAUUGCAACGCCACCUGUGGAGGAGGAGAAAGGAAGACAACAGUGUCGUGCACAAAAAUCAUGAACAAGAAUAUCAGUGUUGUGGACAACACGAAAUGCAAGUACUUAACUAAGCCGGAGCCACAAAUUCGAAAGUGCAACGAGCAACCUUGUCAAACACGGUGGAUGAUGACAGAAUGGACCACAUGCUCACGGACAUGUGGGAAAGGAGUGCAGAGCAGACAAGUGGCUUGUACCCAGCAACUGAACAAUGGAACACUGACUAGAGCCUGGGAGAGGGACUGCAUGGGGCCAAAGCCUGCUACUGCCCAGCGGUGUGAAGGCCAGGACUGCAUGACAGUUUGGGAGGCGGGAGUGUGGUCCCAGUGCUCAGUCAAGUGUGGCAAAGGGGUACGGCAUAGGACUGUGAGAUGCACUAACCCGAGAAAGAAGUGUGUUCUCUCCACCAGACCCAGGGAGGCAGAGGACUGUGAAGACUACUCAAAAUGCUAUGUGUGGCGAGUAGGUGACUGGUCUAAGUGCUCCAUUUCCUGUGGCAAAGGCAUGCAGUCUCGUGUAAUCCAGUGCAUGCACAAGAUCACAGGAAGACAUGGGAACGAAUGUUUUUCUUCAGAGAAACCUGCAGCAUACAGGCCGUGCCACCUUCAGCCCUGUAAUGACAAGAUAAAUGUAAAUACGAUAACAUCACCCAGACUGGCUGCCCUGACCUUCAAGUGCCUGGGAGACCAGUGGCCAGUGUACUGCAGAGUGAUACGGGAGAAGAAUCUGUGCGAGGACAUGCGGUGGUACCAGCGCUGCUGUGAGACGUGCAGGGACUUCUAUGCCCAAAAGCUACAGCAGAAGAGUUGACCUCUGGUGGGCUGGCUGACUGGCUCAUAGCUUUUUGCUGUUACAUUAUUUAUACACACACACUAGCAUGUUCUCCAGACCAAAUAUUAUCAGAUUUCAUAUAAUUUAAUCAAAUUAAUUUAUUUGCCUGCCAGACAUCUAAUGUGGUGUUUGUGUUGGUUAUUCAAACAUUUUUUACUAUGAAGCUUCAUAAAUAAUUUUAUAUGAAUUGAGUAAGUUGGGUCUAGUAAACUAAUAAAAAAGAAAUGAUAUUUGUUUUUCAUUUAGGGCUGUCUGUAAGGUGCUAUUUUAUCUCCACCAAUACCAUUAAGUUACCCAGUGUGUACACUACCUUGGCAUGAUAGCUUAGCUAUAUAUGCAGAAAAUGACCUAUUUUCUUGUGUCCUGCUGCAGAACCUGCCCAUUUUCUGUAAUCUGCAGGAGAUGUGUAAACAGAACAAACCUCACUGUCUUGAACAAGUUUAAGAGAAUGUAUUAUGAAUGUAAUUCAGAUUUAGAAACAAGUAUAGGAGACCUUCUACUGUAACGAUACUUGUAUAUUAAUAGUAGAAAAGUAGUCAAGACAGAGACUUUGAUCAUGUCCUUGAACAUGCACUUGAACACGAGGAUUGUGGCCAUGAAACACUGUAAUAAUGGAUGCUGAAUCACCAUUGCACUGUGGGUGUGGGUGUAGAGAAGCUGUGGUAGACAUGACAGCAUCCUAUAAAAACCUGUAUUAUUUUGACACGCCAUUAGAUUGUAG